This is a messenger RNA of Paramormyrops kingsleyae, 3388 nucleotides long. RefSeq names its product RNA-binding protein 44-like. The record is from RefSeq and is a predicted model, not a curated record. Lineage: Eukaryota; Metazoa; Chordata; Actinopteri; Osteoglossiformes; Mormyridae.
UCAGUUCAGUUUCCGAAGCAAUAUUUAUAGUUCUUGUUUAAUUGAUUCUUUUUCGUAUCUUAUUUAAGUUUUUGUUUUUGUUACAAAUAAUAUCAUUGCCUUGCGUAUUGUAAGUAGCCUAAUGCACAGUUAGUCUUAGUAAAAUAUGUAUUAUUUUUGUAACAUCCAUACCAUUUUAAGAGCAGCUUUGCUGUACAGCGCCACCACAGGGCUGGCGUGAAAUUACGUGGUUGCGUGGCACGUUGGCGCUAUAACUACGUUCAGGAUCGCGCCAAUUAAACCGCGAAGCUCUUCUACCUGUUGAUCAGAGGGCCCGUGAAGCUGUGCGGAUUCAUUUCUACGACGGAUUAUGGCUAACAUGUGGCAUCCGUAUUAUAACAUCCCUUUUCUGACCACAUUGCCCCUUCAUUUGGAGAACGGCGCCGAGAUGUCCAGACACGCUGCUGGAGCUCUGCAGUGGCCCCCGUCCGUCCACGUGAAUCAGACAGUGGCAGCGUGGAGAGGCUUUCCUGCUUUUCCCAAAGCAACCCAAUCUACUAAUGAAGCCAAGGUGUUUCUCAUCCACAGGUCUCUCUAUGACUUGAUAAAAGGUCCAAUAAUGCUGGAAAUGAUUGACCAGAAAUUGCUGAACUGGUACUUGUCUCUUCCAGUUGAAGACCGACACCUCAUAAAGGAAGAAGGAGGUCUACGUGUUUUUCUUCAGAAACACCCAGCGCUUGGUGUAACGGGAGAUGUAGUCUAUAUAAAAGAGGAAAUCAGAGGAGUGCACAGAGCAGAAGAAACUCCAGCCUUGCCUGAAUCUUCUCACUGCAGAUCUUCUCAGUGCUGCUGGUGCUAUACACCAAGUGCUUCCUCUGCUGCCAGGAUGUGCAGUCAGUCCUGCAAAGCCAGGGCGGGUCCGCAGGAGGCUUUUCUGUCAGUGGAAGAAAAGAAGCUGGUCCUACUUCCAAACGCCUUUGAAAAGGAGCUAAAUCUCUGCGGCUCGGAUGAGAGCGUGAUGAAUGGAGCAGGAAAGGCCACCAGUCAGCAAUGUGACUACAGUUCUACUAAGUGGAUGGAUGUUGAGCAUCGAGGAACUGUCCAAAGUGGAAAUGACCCAAAAAAGCAGUAUCCCGGUGUUAUUAAAGAGCAGUCUUUUGCUCAUGGUGCUGCGGAGGUGUUCCAGUGGAUCCCGGAGCAGAAAGGUCAUCCUGAGAACAUGGAAGACCUGAUGCAUCUGCAAGAUCCUGAUUUUGGUGCGGUGGAAGAGGCUGGAUUCGGUCAAAAAUUUACAGAAGGAGCCAGUCAGUCUGCAUGUGAAGGUUGUUUUCCCUGGACUGUCCAGGACAAGGCAAGAAGCAGCGGGCCUGUAACAUCCCAGCGAUUCCAGGCUGUGGAUGGCAAGGUGGCAAUGAACCAGUCUGAAGGAAUUAAUGGUGACCUCAGGGGCAAUGUCAUGUCAUCAAGUGACAGGCAGAGUACGAGAGUGAAGAAAAUCUGCAGCCUGGAACGCCAGAUUGUACUGUGCGAUGCCGUUGUCAGCACAGACCUCUCCACAAUGGACCAGGAUGUCCAGACGCUGGCAGUGUCUACAGCUGAGAAAUCCACCAUCACAGAUGUCUAUAUGGCUGACCUGGACUAUUUCAAACAGGAAUUCAUCAGAUUAAAGCUUGUUGAAGCAGAAGUGGGGACACUGAAAGAUAAAUUGAAAAGCUUCGAAGGGAAGGAGCGUAGUAGCCACCAGAGGGCAGUGCAGGCCGAACUGAGCCUCUUGGCCCUGCAGCAUGCGAUGUGUCAGCAGUACUGCUGGGGGCGCUAUUGCACUUCACUGGAAGGCAGCCGCUUUCUUCUGGGAAAAAAUGUUAUGCCGGAGAGCAUGAUUGAAGUUCUUCAGAUCCUAGCGGACAACUACCAAGAAAUGAGGAAGAACAUCCUAUCUGGAGUGCCCCUGGACCAACUCCGCCCUUUGUCCGUGGACUGUCAGAAGAUCGCCUCUGAGGGGUGCUAUAUCCCCACGGAGGGAAUCAAGUCUGUUCCUGAAAACGAAUCAUGCUUCUGUGAAGAGUCCAUGUUGACUGAAAGCUCUGGGGGUCUUGAGUGCAGGAUCAACACCUCCCUGAAGGAAGGACUAAAUGAAAAAACGGAGGCAUUCACCCAUCAAGAUAGUAACCUAUUUGGGAAGAAUCUUGCUUUGCCGAUUAGGACUACAGGUGCACCAGAACCAGAAUCUAGCACAAAUCAAUCCAGACAGGAGGGAGAGAAGAGCCACAGCUCAGCAGCUGCAAAGGAUAGUGAGAUCCAGGGGGAAGGAUUUUUUCAUGAGGAGAAAAUGGAUCAGUACUUCCUGGGUGUCAAAGACCUCCCUAAUGACUCAACUGAGAAUAAUGUUGACCAGUUUGGAAAAUAUCAGCCAUCCGGUGUUAAAACAGCAAUUUUCUUCAAGAAUGUCAGGACGGCCACUGUAUCAGUCCUGGCUCCCAGUGCUCCUGAAAGAGCAGUUGAAGACCUGAACAGUCAUGUGGUUAAGGGACAACCCAUCGAGGGCAAGAAGAUCCCCGAUGGUACAGGGAUAGGCCUGCAGAAACAAGCAUGCAGUUCAAAGUCCUGCAGAUCUGUAUGCGACACACCUGCUGUUAUGGCUAAGGGUCUUCCACAGCCCCUGGAGAAGCUUGUGAAUGUCCUGGAAUCACCCACAUCAUCCGGCGUCUUUGUGCCCAGACGCACCAUCGCGGACGGCUUCGGCGCCCUCAUGGCGCAGCUGUCACUGCAACACCCGGGAGUGGCCCAGAGGAGCAUCAUGGAUGCUCUCCUGAAGCUGCUGGCAGGACGCAGCGGCUUCCUCGGCGACCUGCCACAGGAGACCAUCGUGGAGAUGACAUCCAGCCUGCUGAAAGCUGCACCCUCAGAAGAGGUCAGUUUGCAAGUGUGAUUGCAUCUGUAAAGGUAGAGAAGUCAAAUGUAUAUCUGGCAGUAACUAAUAAUUUUAGUUCCUCCUGACCUGACUUGCACAGAGGCUCAGUCAAACAUUAUUGAUAAUCUGAUAUGUUGCCUGUAUACCAUCAUAAGCGGGAAGUGCACUGAUUCAUACCAUAGGGCAUCAGCACAGGAGUCAUUUCUGUUUUCAACUUGCUUAAUCUUUUUUUUGUGUAGAAAUGAUCCUAAAUGGAAUGAACCAGCUGGAAUGCUGUAAAUGUUGCGUUUAAAGAAAAUGGUCAUUUACUUUGAACAGUCUUUUAACCGAUAAUGCAUAUUUCUCUUAUUUUCUUUGUUUUAGUAAGUGGAAUUUUUUUUCCUCCCUGGAAUUUGGGGUGCUCAGUGUUCACAUCAUGGUUCUUUAUUUGACAUUGUUCUUAAAAUCCCCAAAACUUGUUACAUUUGGCAUUACUUAAAUAAACCACUAAGAAACGUU